This is a messenger RNA of Arachis duranensis, 1113 nucleotides long. Its product is annotated as pentatricopeptide repeat-containing protein At2g34400-like. The transcript has a single exon. NCBI's taxonomy places the organism in Eukaryota, Viridiplantae, Streptophyta, Magnoliopsida, Fabales, Fabaceae. Gene Ontology annotation, biological process: RNA modification. The record is from RefSeq and is a predicted model, not a curated record. Gene Ontology annotation, molecular function: protein binding; RNA binding. Bases 1 to 1113 code for a protein of 370 amino acids.
AUGGCAAUGCGUUCUGCAUCACUUAGCAGCUUCAAAAAGCCCCUUUACCUAUGGAACUUGAUGAUUCGAGAUUCUACCAAUAACGGCUUCUAUAUUGAAACCUUAAACAUAUACACUUCAAUGGUUUCACACACUGGUGGGCAUGGGAACACCUUUACUUACCCUUUGCUCCUAAAGGCCUGUGCCAACCUGGGUUCCAUGAUUCAUGGGACUAUGAUUCAUGGCCAUAUUCUGAGACUUGGCUUCCAAGAUGACUUAUUUGUUCAAACUGCACUUGUUGGCAUGUAUGCUAAGUGCACUUAUGUUGAGUGUGCACGCCACGUGUUUGAUGGAAUGGCGCACAGAAGCGUCGUAUCCUGGAACUCCAUGAUUUCGGCUUAUUCUCGUGGGUUUUUUAUGGAUGCGGCAUUCAGCCUCUUGAAAGAUAUGUGGGUUCUUGGCUUUGAGCCAAGUUCGCCCACAUUUGUUUUAAUUUUGUCAGGUUGUUCGGAUUCAGAUUUAGAUUCCUUUAGCUUUUGGUGGCAAGGGAUGUCGAUACAUUAUUGCUUGAUCAAACUUGGACUUGUGUAUUCUCAAGUUACUUUGGCCAAUGCGUUAAUGGGAAUGUAUGUUCACUUUAGCCAAAUGGAGGAAGCGAGGAAGAUUUUUGAUUUGAUGGAUGAAAAAUCAAUAAUUUCUUGGACAACUAUUAUGGGAGGUUAUGUGAAAGUUGGCCAUGUUGCGGAAGCAUAUAAUUUAUUCAAUCAAAUGCAGCAUCAAAGUACUGGCAUAGAUUUUAUUGUAUUUCUAAUUCUUAUAUCUGGUUGUAUACAAGUAGGAGAUCUCUUAUUAGCUUCAUCAGUUCAAGCUUUUGUACUUAAAUGUGGAUGCGAUAAAGAGGAGUCCAUUGAAAAUUUGCUAAUAACUAAGUAUGCAAAAUGCAGUGACCUUGCAUCUGCUAGAAGGAUAUUUGAUUUGAUUAUCAAAAAGAGUAUUUUCUCAUGGACAUCAAUGAUUGCAGGAGAUGCCCAUUCGGAUCACCCAUUGGAGGCAUUGCAUUUGUUUAGAAGGCUUGUACGGACAGAUUUUAGACCAGAUGGACCAAUCGUUGCUACUGUUAUCAGCUUGUGCUGA